AUGAUCGAGUUCAGCCGGGCCACCGCCCCGAAGAAGAUCCUCGACGUGGGCUGCGGGAUCGGGGGGACCUCCAGGAUCCUGGCCAAGAAGUUCCCCGAUGCACAGGUCACGGGGAUAACUCUGUCGCCCGAGCAGGUCCAGCGCGCCACUCAGCUGGCGAAGGACGCGGGCAUUAGCAACGCGGAGUUCAAGGUGGUGAAUGCACUGGCGAUGGACUUCCCCGACAACACGUUCGACCUGGUUUGGGGCUGCGAGUCGGGCGAGCACAUGCCAGACAAGAAAAAGUACAUCGAGGAGAUGGCGCGGGUGCUGGCUCCUGGGGGCAGGAUGGCCGUUGCGACGUGGUGCGAGCGAGAUCCGACGCCGCCAUUCUCGCGGCAGGAGCGCCUGGAUCUCGACUUCGUGUACGCGGAGUGGAGCCACCCCUACUUCAUCUCCCUGGGCAGGUACAAGGAGCACAUGCUCGGUACGGACGUGCUGGUGGAUGUGGAGACUCAGGACUGGACGGAGCAGACACUGCCCUCCUGGAGACACUCCAUCUGGGUAGGAGUCUGGUCACCUUGGUACUGGCUGAAGCAAUGUUUGCAGAGGCCAGCGGCAUUUCCCGGAUUUUUGAGGGAGGUGUACACCCUUGAGAAGUACCACCAGGGCAUGAAAUCUGGACUUCUUGUUUACGGCAUGAUGAGGGCAACGAAGAAAUAG
Prorocentrum cordatum is the source of this 702-nucleotide messenger RNA. The record is from the annotation of a GenBank genome assembly. Lineage: Eukaryota; Dinophyceae; Prorocentrales; Prorocentraceae.